Messenger RNA from Culicoides brevitarsis, 1056 nucleotides. Its product is annotated as metaxin-1 homolog. NCBI's taxonomy places the organism in Eukaryota, Metazoa, Arthropoda, Insecta, Diptera, Ceratopogonidae. Gene Ontology annotation, biological process: mitochondrion organization. Gene Ontology annotation, cellular component: cytoplasm; SAM complex. The record is from RefSeq and is a predicted model, not a curated record. The transcript is spliced from 2 exons. Bases 79 to 1056 code for a protein of 325 amino acids.
UUGUGUGUUUUGACACAUAUUUAUCGAAAACAUCGGAGUAACAUUGGAUUUAAUAUCAAAAAUUUUCAUUUCCACAGGAUGGCUUCUGAUGAUUUAUCGAUUUACGUGUACAAAGGAGAAUGGGGAUUGCCCUCAAUUGACUUGGAUUGCCUAAAAGCUCUUAUGUUCAUAAAACUCACCGGAGCUCCAGUUGAGAUCAAAAUUUCGAAUGGAGUUAUUUGGUCUCCCAAUGGGAUUUUGCCAUAUCUUCAACAUAAGGGCCGCAAAAUUGCCGGAUUUCAAAAAAUCAUUCAUUAUUUGAACAAUUUGGGGUACACGUUGAAAGAUGAAGCCGCUGCAACUUCCAUGGAAGUCGACGAAGGAUUCGUUCGUCUCAAUCUUUAUCCGUAUUUCCAAUAUUUGCUGUGGUGUCCCGAGAAUAUUGACAAAACGCGAGCUAUUUACGCCCAUCGUAUCCAGUUUCCGCUGAACUUUUACACGCCGAAAAAGUAUUUGCAGCGUGCCGAGAACACAAUUCAACAAAUUUGUGGCUUUUCCUUCGACGAUCCGAUUGCGAAACAUGAUAUUGCUGAAAUUGCCGCCAAAGCGAAACAGUGUCUGAACUUGUUGGAGGAGAGAAUUACGCCUGAAGGAUGGUUAGGAGACAAUACGCCCGGCAUGGUUGACUGUACAAUUUACGCUUUUUGCUCAAUUUUGAUAAAUCACAAGAUGCCAAACAACAGUUUGCAAGUGCAUUUGCAACAAUGUCCCAAACUGACGAAAUACGUGCAACGAAUAACGAAAAAAUAUUUUGAAAAAGAGGCUUUUAGCAGUAUGAAAAAAGAAGAAAACACGCCGAAAAGCAGUUCGAAGGAAUAUUACACGGCGGAACAGGAAAAAGAGCAACGAGAAGUGCGGAAACGUUACAUUGUCUCAGCUUUUGUGGCAACAAUUUCCAUGGCAGUCUUCGCAAUUUUGAAGGAAAUCAAAAUUUCAGCCCGUUAUGACGACGAAGAAGUGCCCCAGUUCGAGUUUGAGGGCGAUUACGUCGAUGAGGGCGAAGAAGGGGGUGAAUAA